Messenger RNA from Raphanus sativus (radish), 990 nucleotides. RefSeq lists its product as uncharacterized. Bases 144 to 884 code for a protein of 246 amino acids. The record is from RefSeq and is a predicted model, not a curated record. Gene Ontology annotation, molecular function: ubiquitin binding. NCBI's taxonomy places the organism in Eukaryota, Viridiplantae, Streptophyta, Magnoliopsida, Brassicales, Brassicaceae. The transcript is spliced from 2 exons.
AAAAGGGUUUGACUUUAUAUUUGGUUUCCGGCUAUCAUCAUCAUCGGAUCGGAGACAUGAUCUAAGAUUGAGAAAGUUGAAAAUUAAAAAAAAAGAAGGAAAGAUCUGAAGGAGGAAGAAGAUUGAGGGAGGAAGCAGAUAACAUGUCUGCGAUUGUUUGCGGCAGCAAGAGAUCUCUUUUCGACGAUUUGUCCUCCGCCGCUUCUCCUCCCGUCUCCAAGAAACUCCGUUCUUCUCGUUUCUCCUCCUCCCUUCUCCUCGAUCACCUCGCCUCCAUUUUCCCCGAUAUGGAUCAUCAGAUUCUUGAGCGAGCAAUCGAGGAAUGUGGAGAUGAUCUUGAUUCUGCUAUUAGAUCUUUGAAUCAGCUUCGUCUAGAAUCCGCCAAUAAAGAUUCAGAAGAAGCAAAAGUUGAAGUAGGAUCAUCAGGGAAGGAUGAUCAAGUCUUGAACUUGGACGGCACUGAGUGGGUUGACUUAUUCGUCAGGGAGAUGAUGAGUGCUUCAGACAUGAACGACGCCAAAGACCGUGCUUCAAAAGCACUGGAAGCUUUGGAGAAGUCCAUCAACGCUCGUGCUGGUUCCGACUCAGCAGCAGCAGCGUUGCAAAGCAGUCUCCGACAGGAGAACUUGAUGCUGAGGCAGCAGUUAGAAUCUGCUGUCCAGGAGAAUAGUUUGCUUAAACGAGCCGUGGUGACGCAACAGAAGCGGCAGAGAGAGACAGAAGAUCAGAGUCGGGAGUUGCAGGGUUUGAGGCAGAUGGUUAGUCAGUACCAGGAACAGCUGAGAACUCUGGAGGUUAACAACUAUGCUCUCACGCUUCAUCUGAAACAAGCUCAGCAGAACAACAGUUCCAUCCCUGGCCGCUUCCAUCCCGACGUGUUCUAAUAUUUUUUUUUUUUACAUAAUUUGGUUUCCAGUGUUUGUUUUUAUGUUUCUUCCUUUCCGUUGGUUGCUGACCAUAUUUAUAAAUUAUACAUGAAUUGUGGAAUGA